Entrophospora candida is the source of this 1336-nucleotide messenger RNA. The record is from the annotation of a GenBank genome assembly. NCBI's taxonomy places the organism in Eukaryota, Fungi, Glomeromycota, Glomeromycetes, Entrophosporales, Entrophosporaceae.
UUGUGAUAAGUGUAAUGACGUUAUCAACAAACCAAAACUUGAACAACACUUAUUUCGAUGUCCAAACGCCCAAUUUACCUGCCUCGAUUGUCAUAAAACUUUUGAAAAUGGAGCGUAUAAAGCUCAUACUAGUUGCAUUAGUGAAGCAGAGAAAUAUCAAAAAGGAAUGAAUAAUAAAAAUAAAAAAAAGAAUGAAAAAGCGGAAAAACUUGAUAAAUCAGAAAUACUUGGUAAAAAAUCAGAUAAAAAAGAUGGAAAUAAUCAAUCGCCCGAAAAAUCAAAAAAGAAAGAUCUUGGAAAUUCGCCUCAAUCACCCAAAAAAAAAGAUCUUGACAAUUCACAUCAAUCACUCGAAAAAUCAAAAAAGAAAGAUCUUGGUAAUCCUCCUCAGCCACCUGAAAAGCCAAAGAAAGAUGCUGGUAGUGACAAAUCACCUGAAAGGUCGUCAAAGAGUAAAGAUGCUGGCAAUGUUAAAUCACCUGAAAAGUCAAAGGGUAAAGAUCCCGGUAAUGUUAAAUCACCUGAAAAGUCAAAGAGUAAAGAUCCCAGUAGUCCUCAAUCUCCAGACAAGUUGAAAAUGAAAGGUUUUGGAAAUGAUCAAUCAUUUGAAAAAUCGAAAUCACCAAAUAAGUUGAAAAAGAAAGAUCCUGGUAGUCCUCAAUCUCUUAGUAAAACCAAACAUGAUCAUGGCACUCAUCAAUCUUCUAAUAAAACUAAAAAUUAUCCCGAUAGUCCUCAAUCCCCCAAUAAAAUCAAACAAGAUCUCGGUAGUCCUAAAUCCCCCAAUAAAACCAAAUAUGAUUCCAAUUCUCAACAAUCAAAAAUUGGUAAAGAAAAGCAGUCAUCUGAUAAAACAACACAAGAAGUUAAAAAUGUUGAUGAAACAGAAUCCAUGGAGAUAGAUGACGCAAAGUCAUUAAAAGAAUCAUCAAACGAUGAAUCACUGAAAAUAAAAAAUGAUAAACAAGGUUCUUCAACACCUAACGAACAAAAUAAACCUCAAGAUAAUAGCAAUAAUGCUUCUACUAAAAGUGUCGUCGAGUCUAAAAAACGUAAAUCAAUCGAAGGAAUAUCCGUUGAAUCUAAUCAAAUAGAUUCAGAUUUUAAUAAUGUUAAUAAAGAGACUUUAGAUUUCAAAAGCGAAAUAUCUCAAGUAAUUAAGAAAAUUUUUAGAGCUGACCAAAGCCAAGAAUUAUCUCUUCAAAAAUUGGAACAAGAAGUAAUCAACAAUUUCGUUGCUGAUCCAAGAAAUACAGCAAAUAAAGAUGAAUUAAAAGAACAAUUUCAUGAGAAUUUGGUCUUUAUGAUGAAAGACGGAAACAUAUUAUUAAAAUAA